CGUAAGUGUAACAGCGGAUUUCUGGGCGAGGCAGUGCGUCAUAGGUAGGACGAGUAAUUGUAGAAGUUUUUUCGUGUCGAUUUCGACAACAUAUCGCUAAAAUGAGCGACGAUAAACCUUUUUACGAGCCCCAGGAAUCUGAUGAGGAUCCGAAGCCGAAAUUCGAGCUCUAUAUCAAGGCCUCCAGUAUCGAUGGAGAAAUGAAAGGAUCUUGUCCGAUCUGCCAACAGUGGUUCAUGAUCGCCUAUCUCCUGGCCGAACAGAAGAAUGCAAGCUUUAAGGUUUUCACAGUACAGGCCAACACACCACCUCAGACAUUCAAAGACAAAGUCCAAAGCAAAAUAUUCCCAGUAGUGAUCGGAACGAGUGGCAAAAAUGUCAAUGGUCAGGAUAUUUCUGGGAUCGUUUAUGACAAUUAUGACGAUGUUGAAAAAUUCUUUGAGAGUAUAAACUUUAACUGCCCUAAACUGAAGAGAACCCAGCAGGCCAAUGUUGCAAGUUUGAAAAUAUUUGAGGAUUUAUAUAAGAACUUCAAUUUAUUCUUACAAAACCCGAGCAGUGAUGGCAAGAAGUUGUUAUCAGACUUACGGAAUUUGAACAGCCAUCUGGAGAUGCAGGAAACCCCGUUCUUGACGGGACCAUCCCUUGCCUAUGCUGAUUGUGUCUUGCUGCCAAAACUACAGCACAUACGUCUAGCUGGAGAGCAAUACAGGGACUUUAAAAUUCCAGAGGAAUUUACUGCUAUUUGGGAUUAUAUGGAACGUGGAUACCAGACAACAGCUUUCAGUGCAACUCUUCCCUCAGAUCAAGACAUAGUUAAACACUAUGAAAUGAGAGCAGCUGGAAAAGGCAUCAAGGGACGCCCCACAUUACAGAAACAGACAUACACAAUGAGCGUACCUAAACGUGUUCCCACGACAACGGUCAAUGGUGGCGGGGAUGGCGAGGGGUCAAAUGGCAUGGAUGAGUCCGGGGAAUAAACUGGCUGUUGUACCUUAAAUGUGAUGCAGAAAUGUGUAUGACUCCAUGGUGCAUUAACUAUUAUGGGUAGUGUCAAACUUCUAGCCUUGUUGUAAUGGGUGUGGAGACAGUCAAAGGGAAAUUACUCUGCUAGAAAUUUGGGACAGGCCCUGAUAUGCAAUGCUUAUCAAGAAAUAUAAAUCUUAGAAAAGAAAGUCAAACUAUGACCAAUCAGGACCUUUUUGCAUGUAAAGCCAUUCCUGAGGAAAAUGUGGCACAUAUAACAAUUGUGUUGUGUUAAAAAAAAAACAGGAAAGAAUGUUUUAUUUAUAUUUUUGCUAAGACUUAUCAUUUAUGCAACACAUUAUUUAGUAAUAUCUACCGCAUUUGUAAUAGGUUGAAAGUUGUUUGUUCUUAUUUAAGCAAAUUCUGAAAUGUACUGUAAAGUUGUUUUUAUUUUUUUAAUGGGAUACUUUGCUGCAUAGUGAAAUAUUUUUUUAUAUUCUCUUAACAUGUUGGGUGGUCAAUGCAAAGCAAUUAUAUUGUUAAGUUUGUCAGCUGUUACCAUGUAUUCUGCCACGUUGUAUUUUUUUGCUUGAUUUCUUCUAAUUCUGGUCAUUUUUUUCUUUUAGAAUAUCUGUAUCUUGUAAACUUAAUUAUAACAUUUAUUGACAUGUCUCCUUUCAUUUAUAUCAAUGAAAAAAAAAACACCAAAUAUUUAAAAAAAUUUAUAUAUACAUAUGUAUAAGUCAUUGUAAACUAGACUAUAUUUGUUAAAAGUUAUAGGUAUAGUUAUAAAAAGUACAUAUCCCAUAAUUGUGCCUUCUAGUGAUGAAUUUCGAGGAGCCAUGUCACCAAAGAUUCUUGUAUACCUCUAGUGUAAUACCAGCCUCGGCUGUCUAUACUCCCAUGUUGUUAUAAAUGUAGGUCAUUUUUUUCUCCAUUUUUGUCACAAAAAUGUAUAAACUCUUGCAAACUUGCCAUAGACUUUAUUUUUUAAACAAAGAUGUAUUUAGUUAUUUGACUAAUUUGUACACUUGAGUAGAAUUUUUUAAAAAUGCAUUCAACAAUCAGCUUUUUUUAUUAAACUACAUGUACUUGAUUUUUUCUUCCAAUGAUUGUUUGUAUUUCAUAAUCAGUUAAAUAAUUAAAAACCUCGUAUUAAAAAAAAUGUUCAUUGAAGGAUUGGCAUGAUGCGGAUUAUUUAACAAUAUGAUUUGCAACAUGUUAUCUUACUUUGAACUUUCAGAGCCUACUUUGGAGGCAAGGACCAAAUCAGAGAUGACAGAUUUCUUGUCUGCUAAAAAGGGACUAACUUUUGAAAUUGAUAAAAUCAGCAGAAAUUUGUAUGAUUAUUGUACAUGAUUGUGUGUGUGCUUCAUAUGGUACAUAUUGUUAAUACAAUGUAUACAAGGUUAUAAUAAAUGUAUUAUACAGAA
Messenger RNA from Magallana angulata, 2399 nucleotides. Its product is annotated as chloride intracellular channel protein 2-like. The record is from RefSeq and is a predicted model, not a curated record. Gene Ontology annotation, biological process: chloride transport. Gene Ontology annotation, cellular component: cytoplasm; apical plasma membrane. Gene Ontology annotation, molecular function: chloride channel activity. NCBI's taxonomy places the organism in Eukaryota, Metazoa, Mollusca, Bivalvia, Ostreida, Ostreidae. The transcript is spliced from 4 exons. The coding region runs from base 102 to 980 and encodes 292 amino acids.